Messenger RNA from Guyanagaster necrorhizus, 1339 nucleotides. RefSeq lists its product as uncharacterized. The record is from RefSeq and is a predicted model, not a curated record. Bases 20 to 991 code for a protein of 323 amino acids. Lineage: Eukaryota; Fungi; Basidiomycota; Agaricomycetes; Agaricales; Physalacriaceae. The transcript has 2 exons.
GAGCGGUGCGGCGUCCAAUAUGUCAUCCUCUUAUAGCUCUCUUGGAGAAAUACUUGUCGGGCCUGCGAAUACUCCGCAACGGCCCACACUCGCAGAUAUUCGUGCUAUCGUCGCCGACGAAAUCGCAGUACGCGCAAGGCUAAGAUUCGAGAUCGUCGACGACGCUAGAAUUUCUGUAUCGUUGACAUCUAGUAAAUCGGAUGACGUGGACUUCCUGACCAAAAUUGGCGAAAAUAUCCAGCUCAAUCUCGCCGUACACAACCACAUAUGUGCCGUAGCAACUACAGGUCCGUAUCGAGGAGCGGACGCCAUCGGUCACCUCCUCAUCAGCGCGUCUUCGAUGGACUUUAGCAGCCGGGCCUCCAUUCUCGCUCGAGCUAAAUUUAUGAACCGCGUCGCAUCCUUCAAGGACAUUGAUGGGACUAUGUGGAUAGCAGGUAUCAGAGACCUAGGCAUGUUCACUUAUGACACCCCCGCCAUCUGGGAUAUCCUACGUAAAUCCGCUCGCAACCCCAUCGAUCCGUUGCACUCUCCGCCUGGCUCGCAGGGGAUAGAAGAGAGGCUCAGCAAUGCCCGGGCAAAGCUACAACGGCUCACGCCGCAGAAUGCGUACGAAGAGCUUCGCAUUCUCGAAGACCACGUACCAACCAUCCUAGUUGACAUCAGACCAGCCGCGCAGAGGGAGGCAGAGGGUUUCAUCGAGGGUUCCAUCAUCGUCGAGCGCAACGUGCUGGAAUGGCGCUUUGAUCCACGAUCCGAAUAUAGAUUGCCCAUCGUGGAUCGCUACGAUUUGAGGACGAUUAUCAUGUGCCACGAGGGGUACACGAGCAGUCUUGCGGCGGUGUCGUUGCAGGAGCUCGGAUUGUUGAAUGCCACGGAUAUUAUUGGAGGGUUUCGGGCAUGGAAAGAAGCUGGAUUGCCGCUCACCAUUCCUGAACCAGUCUUCACUUCUCGUGAUGAUAUAUCUGAGAGCAUUGUUAUACAGAUAUGAUGUACAGACGCGUGAGUUACAGAGUGAGUGAGGAGUGUGCGAGUUUUCGAAUUAUAUACUUGUACAAUACCAUCAUGCUGAAUGCUUGAUUCCCUUUCCCCUUGUUUACCACAUCUUGAACCAGCUCUUACGAGAGGUCUCUCCCUUCUCCACCGGGCGUACUUCGUCUCGCUCCUUCCUUAGAUCCUCUAGGAUCUUCUUAACACCCUCAAUAUCGCCUACACUGGCCUUUCCACCAAACCAAUCAACUACGAUGGGCCACUUGAGCGCAUUUGGAUUAUGCGAAGCGGCCUGAGCAACGCCACCAAAAGUAAGAGGCUGAUCACCAUCAUAAGGCGAGGAAGGAUG